Molecule: messenger RNA, 2499 nt
Organism: Naegleria gruberi
Lineage: Eukaryota; Heterolobosea; Eutetramitea; Acrasida; Naegleriidae
Exons: 1
Coding region: 1-2499 (832 amino acids)
Molecular function (GO): protein binding
Source: RefSeq, a predicted model, not a curated record
AUGGAAGAUAAAUCUGCAAUACAUAACGAUAACUAUCAGGGGAGUGCUGUCGUUCUUGCUCGACUCAACAAACGGUCUUCUUCUAUUGUUAUUGGACAUCAAUCUAGUGAUGACGACAUAUCGAUAGAUGCAGAAGAGAAUAGAAAUAGCUCUCCCUUUUAUAAAUCUGUAAAGUUUUCGCUCUUAAUGUUGGUAGGAGCUUCAGUACUACUCACAGUUGUACUUUUAACAUUAAUAUGGAUACCAACUUUUAGUUCUAGUAUUUAUACCCUAAGUGAAGCCAAUAGGCUCAAAGAAUUUAACUCUAUAGUUUCCUUUGUUUCACAAACUGUGCGAGAGAUUGUGAUGGUUUCAGAGUCAAGUAAAAAUUUGCUCAAAUAUGACUUUAAUGUAUCAGAUGUGUCUGUAGUCGAACGAGCCAUGUACCAAAUUUAUAAGAGCGAACAAAAAUUUCACAAAGGCUUAACCUAUUCGACCUACAUUGGUGAUUCAUUUGGCAAUUUGGUUGGCAUUGUUGACUUGAAUGGAAAGCACAUGUUUGUACUUGUAGAUAGUAACAACACGCAGUUAUUUGAGUGUGUAGAUAUUUGGAAAAAUGAUUUGUGUGUUAGAUCGCAAACACCCAACACCAGUGCACCAAGAUUGGACAUGAGUGUUGUUGUGGAGAGAGGGACCUUAUUCUUAAACUCGCCCUCCUUCACUCUAAGCUAUGUAGAUUCAAGGUUUCCCUACACUGUCUAUAUUACAUUAGUGAAUAGUGUGAGUAAGGCUGAAGAUGCUUCCCUAGGAAUUCCCUUUUCAUUUUAUUUUGGUUAUGAUAUCUCAACGACACGAAUUUCGAACUAUCUCAAUAGUGAAUCCUCAGAUAUACCCAACUCAUUGGCCUACAUUCUAGAGUCAUCAACAGGCAAUAUUAUUUCCAGUAGUUUCAAUGAUUUUUACUAUGGAACACCAAAUGCUAGAUCCUCAAUUACUAAUUUCCCAGGUGGAGGAAGAAAUAAGUAUAUUGCGGAGACUAUUCUCGGCAACUUGAAUUCAAACAUUAGAAAUCUGAGGUGUGGUGAGCAGUUGUUUCUCUCACCAGGUGAUGAAUACAUAACAGCCCACAGAAUUUGCCUCGAAGAGAACAUUGAUUGGAUUAUUGUUUUUGCAGUGAAACAAUGGACCUAUGUUUCUACAAUGGUUGUGGCAAUUGUGGUUGCUCUUGUUGCAAGUACAGUUGUUACAAUUAUUGGAUUCAUCAUUGGAAUUUUCUUUUCUUUGAAAAUGGUGGAGCCAUUCGACUCUCUCAUUGCAAUGGUCAGGUCCGUCUCUUAUAUGGACUUUGCUCUUCCAAAGAUUGAACCAUCCUUCUUCUCUGAAUUGUCAGAUUUACAACAAAACUUUUUACUCAUGAUUAGUAAAAUUAAGAGCUACAGAGCCUUCAUUCCAAGUCACCUUCUUUCAGAAUUGGAUGCUCCUAAUGAGAAGGCUCUUGUGGAGGAUAUUCAAAAUAAGAAACCAUCUGGAAAUUUGGUGAGAAGACUCUCCUCUUCAAAGAGAUUAUCUCAGGGAGCACUAAGGAAGACUAUGGUAUUUGCACAGAAGGAUAGAUUUGCUCUCGGAUUGGAAGACAGAUGUAUCAGCCAAGUCUGUAUUUACAUUCAAGGAUUCAAAACAAUAACAGAAGAUUGUGAUUUGAAAGACAUUGUCUUUUUAUUGGGAGAAAUUUAUGAUUCCCUUAUAAAGACAAGCAAAACCACAGGAGGUCAAAUUGGAUUAUUCGAAAAUAACUUGGUAACCAUGUCUUGGAACGCAACAAAGGAUCAACCAAAACAUGAACUUAAGGCACUAAGCACAGCAACCUCAUUCUUACAAAAAAUUAACAUUAUCAAAGAAACCAGAUGGAGAUCGUAUGAAGUCUUCAGAACAUUCCCAAAACUCUUAGAGAAUAUUCAUUUUAGAGUAUCAGUUUCAUCCCAAUUGUGUCAGUGUGGUAAUAUUGGUACUGAAGAAUUUAAGAGUUUUACAAUCCUAGGAAGUAUACAAAAGAACCUUUUCAGUCUUGUAAAUAUUGCAAAACAAUUCAAUCUUGGAGUGUUAGUGACUGAAGAUAUUCACUCUGCAUGUGUAACAAAUUUUACAAUGAGAUAUAUUGAAAAUGUAGACCUCGCUGUAGAUGUAAGAAGGGCAAGAAAUAAUUUUGCAGAACCUCUCAAACAAAAAAGCACAAAACUAUAUGAAGUUGGAGAAAGUACAGCUGUUAAUAUUGAUGAGUGGAUGUACGAGCUUCAAGAAAAGGAAAAGAAGGAAAGGUGGUUAAAUUACAAUAGAGCUACCUUGUCCUUCUUUGAAAAGGAUUACAAUGAAGCAAUUACAUUAAUGGAUGAAUUUUUGAAAAAGUUUCCAGAUGAUUUACCAGCACUUCACUUUAAAGCAAAAUGUUAUUCAUACUUGGGAAACAUCUCUCAUGUUGAAUCUCUAGAGGUAUUAAGAAAGAACAGUUUCAAAGAUAAAUAA